Messenger RNA from Carassius gibelio (silver crucian carp), 2749 nucleotides. Its product is annotated as angiopoietin-related protein 7. The transcript is spliced from 7 exons. The record is from RefSeq and is a predicted model, not a curated record. Bases 479 to 1756 code for a protein of 425 amino acids. Lineage: Eukaryota; Metazoa; Chordata; Actinopteri; Cypriniformes; Cyprinidae.
AGGAUUUUCUCAUACGAUAUAGUAUCUCGUGCUUUUUCCAACACAAACAUGAGUUUGUGCAUUAACUGUGUGAUUGUUCAGACAUGUACUGGAAGGAUAGUUGGGCGCCUGGAUUGUCUCUCCUCUCUUUCUUCUAAUCGGGAAUCCAAUUACAGAGGAUUACAAGAUAAGAUGCCCACUGUUAUCAGGCAUCCUGCAACACAUGAGAUUUAGAAAGAGAGAGCGAGGAUGACCGCAUACGUCUGUAUUUCCCCAGAAGACAAACACGACGUCUCCGACCACUGAAACAGGUGAAUUGCGUCAGAAACCGAGCAUCAGAAACAGACUCAAUACAGUGACUCGGACACCUAGACAGUGUUCCUGUGUGACAAGUUCUCCUCAAGACUGGAGAGACUGGAGGUCAGAGAGCUUGUACCCUGGCCGUCUCCCCCAGGGUCCUUCCAUCAAGGUGGGAAGGGGGGUCAGCCGAAGCAAUCACAUGGAGGGCAGGCCUUUCUCGCCCCUCUUGCUGGCCGUACUGUUUCUGGCAACAAGUGCGAGCGAUGAUGACCACUCACUGCACACGCAUCAGGUCAGUACGGCUCAGUGUGGAGAAUACAGUAAUCAGGUCCUGGAGGAUGGCAUGUGUCGACUCAUGGCCACGCUACCCCAGCUGGACGACCAGCGCUGCCCGGACAUGUUCCGCUGUACAGAUGAAGUGUCAUACUGGCUUCAUGAGAAUGAGGAACGCAAACAGCAGAUCCUAGCCCUGCGGGAGACAGUGUCUGAACUUCAGGAGGAGCUUCGCAACCACCGUCAUCGAGUCAAAGUCUUAGAAUUACAGAGUGAAGAGAAGAACCACAAUAAUUCAUCUAUUGAGCAGCGCUUGCAUGAGCUGGAGGACCAUUACGCGGAGGCCACGACCUUGUUGCACAUCCAGGGCUCAUUGAUCUAUGACCUCCAGGCCCAGAUUCAGAACCUCUCCCUACUGGUGGAAAAAGUCAGACGUAACCCGGGCUGCAUGAUCAACAUAGUCCGCACCAGCCCAAUGCUCAGUGCACAGGAAGCCCUGCAUCCUGAGGUGCAGCAUGUCAGGAACUGCCCCAUCGACUGUGCCUCCAUCUACUAUAAUGGCGUGCGGCGCUCUGGGAUCUACACCGUGGUGCCCUCACUAGGGGCCAUGCCUGUGGAAGUCUACUGUGAUAUGGACACGGACGGUGGCGGCUGGACUGUGAUCCAGCGUAGGCAAGAUGGCUCUGUGAACUUUGACCGCAGCUGGAAAGAGUAUAAAGAGGGAUUUGGAGACCUGCACACCGAAUACUGGCUGGGAAAUGAACACAUCCAUGACCUGAGCGGUCAGGGAAACUAUACUCUCCGUAUUGACCUGGAGGACUGGAGCGGGAAACACAAGCACGCUGUUUAUCAGAGUUUCAGUGUGGAGGCCGAGAGCACUCGGUAUCGUCUGCAUGUGUCGGGCUUCAGCGGGACUGUGGAGGACUCUUUCAGCUGGUACCAUGACAAGCAGAGCUUCAGCACACCCGACACGGGCAACAUCUGUGCCGAGAUCUCCCACGCUGGCUGGUGGUACAACCAGUGUUUCUACGCAAACCUCAAUGGCAUCUACUACAAGGGCGGCCGUUACUCGCUGAAGGGGAAGAACCCUCUUGGUCCGGACGGUAUCGUGUGGUACACCUGGAAAGAUUCAGACUACUACUCUCUGAAGAAGGUCAGCAUGAUGAUCCGACCCAGAACCUUCCGACAGCAUCUGUCACCCUGAAUCAGGCCCAACCAAUGAGCUUGGGCCUGUACAGUAUGUCAACCAGCCAAUCACAGUUCUCAUAGCCACAGCGACACAGGAUGGAUGGAUUCUUCCAUGGUGAAACAGAGGAAAAUCUGUGUAUGGACUGAAUGUUUUCAAGAAGGCCGUGAAACAAGUUUUUAGGUUUAUACCAAAGACAAGACAAGGACUGAUCCGGAGACAGUGAAAACUAUCAUUGAAUGUCAGUGUCUGCCAUUCAGUGAGUCCAAAGUUUAUGCUACAUGCCUAUAUUUUCUAUACCCAUGGUUUUAAUUAAAUAUUUUGUUGACUUAUUUUAUAAAUGUGUAUUAAAAGUAGAUUUAGUUUCUGUUGCAUAUAAUAGGACCAAAGAAAAAAAACUUUAUUUUUUUCUCCAAAGCCCUAAAUAGCAACAAUAAUCCCACAGCACUUUCUUAAAUGCCUGUUUGCCACAAUUUCCUGAUAAAAAUUUAUUUGAAAUAAUCUUACAAAUUAUAUUAUAAAUGUCUUUGUCACUUUUGAUCAAAUUAAAUAUAAGCAAUUUUUAAAAAAUAUUUAGUGACCCAAUUCUUUAAAAUGCUAUUAUAUAAUUGUAUUAAAUAGAAAUCUGUAAAUAUUCAAAUAUUUAUUUGAAAUGUUGUAUGAUUAUGCAGAAUCACUGACACUAUCACAAAAACUCUGAGAAAGAAAGUCAGUUUAGUGAUUUUUUUUUCUUUUUUAAUGGUUAACUGGUUUAUAUAUAUAUAUAUAAAAUUUAAAGGGUAGUUUUUGGUCCCCUAAUUAUGGGGGAUGUAAGCCUCACAAAAAAGCCAAAAACCAAAGCCAAAAAACUCUGUAGCACAAUAAAAUUGUUUUCAUUUGUGAAAUAUGCCUGUAAUAAUAUUGUAGGUUCAUGAUGUACAGUAAUGUACUGAUAGUAAAAAAAUAUAUAGUUUAUAAAAUGCCAAAAGUGAAUAAAAUAAAAGGAAAUGCUACAACCUUUGUUGAACUAGA